AUGACCGCAAACGCCGUUAGUAUUUAUCAUGAGAAACAAAUACGAGAAUUAUGUGCUCUACAUGCCUUAAAUAAUUUAUUUCAAUCGAAAGGAGCAUUUACCAAAGACGAAUUUGACUCAAUAUGUACAUCAUUGUCGCCGGACCAUUGGAUAAAUCCGCACAAAUCUGCUUUGGGACUGGGAAAUUAUGAUAUUAAUGUUAUAAUGAAAGCUCUACAAAACAGAGGUUACGAAGCAAUUUGGUUUGAUAAAAGGAAAGAUCCUGGUUGCUUGAAAUUAACUAAUAUUGAUGGAUUUAUUUUAAAUAUUCCCAGUGAUUACAAAAUAAGUUUUAUUACCAUACCAUUAAAAAGAAGGCAUUGGAUUACACUUAAAAAGAUCAAUGGUAUAUUUUAUAACUUAGAUUCAAAACUGGAUAAUCCACAACAAAUUGGUGAAGAUUCUGAUUUUUUAUGCUACUUGAGAGAAGAAAUGGAUUCGCUAGACAAGGAAUUGUUCUUAGUAGUUAGAGAAGAAGUUGCAAAAAGUCAGGGUUGGUUAAAAGAUGGAACCUAUGGAAUUUCACAUAUUGUAAAUAGACAAGAGGUUGUGGAGCUACAGUUAAAAGAUUUAGAAAAUGAUAUGUCUAAAAGUAACAAAUAA
This is a messenger RNA of Psylliodes chrysocephalus, 642 nucleotides long. Lineage: Eukaryota; Metazoa; Arthropoda; Insecta; Coleoptera; Chrysomelidae. The record is from the annotation of a GenBank genome assembly.